Messenger RNA from Hydatigera taeniaeformis, 762 nucleotides. NCBI's taxonomy places the organism in Eukaryota, Metazoa, Platyhelminthes, Cestoda, Cyclophyllidea, Taeniidae. The record is from the annotation of a GenBank genome assembly.
AUGAUCGUGCCCCUCUUCUGUCGCUUUAUAACAACGAUUUUUGGCGUUCUUUAUCCUGCGUACAAAUCGUAUAAGGCUCUCAGGUACAAGGAUGUGAAGGAGUUGGUAUGCGUUUCUGAAAUUUUAUUCGUUCAGGUUCGGCUGACCAUGUACUGGAUUGUGUUUUCCUGUUUCAUUGCCUUCGAAACUGUUGGAGAUAUUUUAAUGGCUUGGUUUCCGCUCUAUUACGAAAUCAAAACUGUGUUUGUCCUCUACCUCGUACUACCAUUCACACAGGGGUCCAGUAUUAUCUACAGAAAGAUCGUCCAUCCUCAACUAAGCAAUAAGGAGAAGGACAUAGACCAAUACAUCGAAAGGGCGGCCGAAUCAAGUUGCAGCGCUCUCAUGAAUUUCGGUGCAAAAGGAUUAACCUAUGUUGCAAAUACUGCCAUUCAUACUGCAAUUAAGAGUCAAGAUCUCAUAAUAAAUCAUUUAAGUCAAAGGAGCCUCAGUCUGGAUGAUAUUCGACCUUUGGCACUAGAGAAACCCGGUGGGGACAGUGCAAAUAUAUAUCAAUCGUCUGGCCUAACUUUUGCUCUGAGCGAUUGUCUGACUGACGGCGAUUUAUUUUUAGUUCCUCUCGAUAACGUAACGGAACUCACAGAAGAAGAAUCCCAAAACGCCGAAUCGUUCGAUGCCAUUGAAUCCGGGGAUAUCCCAAGGGAGGAGCAUCAUCGGAAAUCCACCUCAGAUGCUGUAAGUCCUUUUCGUUGUCUGAUUUAA